AUCAGUUUCUACUUACUAGUUGCUCUCUCUCUUGCGAUAAAUUAACAUCAACUAUGUUUGGAGCAUUCAGAGCAUCAAGUAUUAGUCAGGGCGGUCUUCUAUGGAAAGCACGCAUGAAGAUGAACCUUAGCCCUACACAGAAGGCUAACAUCCGUAAGCGCCUCAAAGCUGCCGACGAUGUUGUCAUGAAGAUUCAAGAGUCGGGAGUCCAGUGCAAUGCCUUGACUAAGCUUCAGGCUGAACCUACUGAAGCACAAAUGCCUCCUAAAGACAAAUACACUGUUUUUACCAGGAACUUCAAGGGCUAUCGCAAGUCCGUUCACAAAGUCCCUCAUUUUACCAAGGUUCCUGUCCCUCGUACUGCUCCUGCUGGAUUUUAAAAAGACAAAACAAAAUACAGGAGCAUGCAUAGAAUGUCGACCUUGAAUGUCUUUCAGUAGAAUUGGACACUUAAUUUGAAUAAUGGGAAGCAUGUGAGGUUAGAAAACAAGGAUCAUUGAUCAGCAGACCAGAUUAUUUCAAAGAAAUGUUAUUGUCACAGCAACCAUACUAGACCAAGAGCAAAAAUUUGUUUCUUGAAUAAGCUAUCGAAGAAU
Lobosporangium transversale is the source of this 596-nucleotide messenger RNA. RefSeq names its product mitochondrial ribosomal protein L31-domain-containing protein. Lineage: Eukaryota; Fungi; Mortierellomycota; Mortierellomycetes; Mortierellales; Mortierellaceae. The record is from RefSeq and is a predicted model, not a curated record. Bases 54 to 380 code for a protein of 108 amino acids. Gene Ontology annotation, molecular function: structural constituent of ribosome. Gene Ontology annotation, cellular component: mitochondrial large ribosomal subunit. The transcript is spliced from 3 exons.